Molecule: messenger RNA, 663 nt
Organism: Tetrahymena thermophila SB210
Lineage: Eukaryota; Ciliophora; Oligohymenophorea; Hymenostomatida; Tetrahymenidae
Product: transmembrane protein, putative
Exons: 1
Source: RefSeq, a predicted model, not a curated record
GUAAUAAAAAUCUAAAUGAAAUCUUCCUUUGGAGAAACCGAGAAAAAUCAAUUUGCUCUUAGCUAAGUGCCAUUCCGUGGCAUCUUUUUAUUUACUAACACUGUAAAUCUACUUGCAUAUUUGGUAUAUACUUAUGCAAUUUUCAACUAAGUUGACCUCUAUCCUUGGUAUUAGCUUGGACUUGUGAUGGCUUUUAGCAUUCACUCUCUCAUUAAUCUAAUAACAGUUAAAAACCUAAAUUAAACUCUAUUGAAAUUUUAAAAGGGUUCUUGCGUUUUUGUUGGAUUGCUCCACUUUAUCUGUGCCAUAUUGAGCAAAAUGGGAUUUAUUGAAUAUUACAACGAAAAUCAAAAAACAUAAGACAUAAUUUGCAUCAUCAUUUUAGUUUUCUUUAUCAUUGAAAUUUUUGUAGACAUCUUAAACUACAAGUUCUUUUAAAAGAUCUUAAGAUUAAUCAAUGGAGAACCUGAAGAAAGACAAUAAUCUGAAUCAUUUUCAGAAGACAAUGAAGAAGAAGAAUCAGAACAAAAGAAAUAGAAAUUAGAAUAAAACGACAUCGAAAACUAACAAUAAAUUCAAACUGCUUUAUAGAAUGAAUCUAAAUACAUUGAGGAAAAUACCUAAAGAGCAUUAUACACUACAGGUUUCUAGCAUAUGUGCUGA